Epinephelus fuscoguttatus (brown-marbled grouper) is the source of this 4007-nucleotide messenger RNA. It is a transcript of the gene kcnk15, whose product is annotated as potassium channel, subfamily K, member 15. The coding region runs from base 432 to 1724 and encodes 430 amino acids. Gene Ontology annotation, cellular component: membrane. The record is from RefSeq and is a predicted model, not a curated record. Gene Ontology annotation, biological process: stabilization of membrane potential; potassium ion transmembrane transport. Lineage: Eukaryota; Metazoa; Chordata; Actinopteri; Perciformes; Serranidae. The transcript is spliced from 2 exons. Gene Ontology annotation, molecular function: potassium ion leak channel activity.
UCGAGUCGGGACUUCACUUGUUGCACACAGCUGUGAUAAGAAGACUGAGCAUCGGUGCCAAAGCUUAGGCUACUAUGUGUCUUAUUCAUACAUCACAUUACAUUACACACAGCUUUUUAUUUGGGUCUGCUGUGCGCAUGCGAGGAGGCGAGCUGAGGACUUGCUUAAACAGAUGACGGUGUGGAGAGCAUCGAUCGCUCUCAACACACACAGCAGGAUAUGCGCCUCUUUUUUUUAUUCAUUUUUUUUUUUACAUAAACAAGACAUCUGAAGCUGCCGACACAGAUUUCCUGGUUUUAUCUCCCCACACGCCUCUCCUGCUACUACGUCUCACGCAACAGGCUCCAACACCAAUGUGGAGUCUACGCUGAGGAAGACUACCACCUGUAACUGUGCCUGUCUGCUCCCACACUUUCACGCCGACGCCGAGGAUGAAGAAGCAAAACGUCCGGACCCUGUCGCUCAUCCUCUGCAUGUUCUCCUACUUGCUGGUCGGCGCCGCGGUGUUUGACGCGCUGGAGUCCGAGACGGAGAGCUCCCGCAGGCGCAUCUUGGAGCAGAAGCGCAGCGAGAUGAAGAAGAAGUACCGCUUCUCCGAGGACGACUACCGCGAAAUCGAGCGAGUGGUGCUGCAAGCUGAGCCCCAUCGCGCCGGGAGACAGUGGAAAUUUGCUGGCUCUUUCUACUUUGCCAUCACAGUCAUCACCACCAUUGGUUAUGGACAUGCAGCACCAGGCACAGACGCAGGAAAGGUCUUCUGCAUGUUCUAUGCUGUGCUGGGAAUCCCUCUCACCCUGGUCAUGUUCCAGAGCCUGGGUGAAAGGAUGAACACAUUUGUGCGCUAUCUCCUACACAAAGCGAAGCAGUGUCUGGGCUGUCGACACACUGAGGUGUCCAUGGAGAACAUGGUCCUGGUGGGCUUCCUGUCCUGCAUUGGGACACUGUGCGUCGGGGCCACAGCCUUCGCUCACUUCGAGGGAUGGAGCUUCUUCCAUGCAUACUACUACUGCUUCAUCACGCUCACCACCAUCGGCUUCGGGGACUUUGUGGCCCUGCAGAAAAAGGAGGACCUCCAGGAGAAAACGCCCUACGUGGCGUUCAGCUUCAUGUAUAUCCUGGUGGGGCUGACCGUCAUCGGGGCCUUCCUGAACCUGGUGGUGCUUCGCUUCCUCACCAUGAACACUGAGGAUGAGAGGAGGGAUGCUCAAGAGAGGGCGUCACUGAAGAGGGACAGAGGCCUUUUGGAUGGGACUGUGGGCCUCCAUGGUGUGGGGGACCAGAACAGAGGCAGCCACAGGGACAGGAACAGGAGCAACACGGUGCACAGUCGCAGCCACAGUACGCUCUUCCUCCCGAUGGAGGAAGGAACCAGCCGCACCAACCUCAUCGCUUCCCCGGCGGAGGAUCAGGAGAGACGAGAAAGCCCCUGCAGACACAGGCUGCAUUUUCAGAUCAAGGCGGGCAGACGCAGGCCGAACUCAAGCCUCAGCUCCCUCUGCUCCUGUGUGUGCUACCGUCUGGGGAUCUGUGAUAGCCCUCUUAUGUCCCACAGUGAACACCACGGCUGCCAUAUCAACUCUGUAUACUACAACUCAGUCUCCUAUAGGAUCCAGAGCUGCUCACCGGGUUCCAGGGACAACACUGGACUCUCCUCCCCGGGAAGCACGCUCUCUCCCGGGCACAGCUUCCGGGAAUUCCCUCGGUCGAGGAGAAAGUCAGUGUAAGGAGCAAUAUAGUGAAGGAGAGUGUUUGCACAGACUGUAGACGGUAUUUUCAGUGACACUGUAUUUUGUGUUACACCUUUUUUGUGCAUGUCAGAAGACACUGAUUCUGCUAAACGAAUAAGUUGUCUGUUGUGGCUAUUGAAGAUCAUUUUAUUUGUUAAAGGUCCAGUGUGUAGGAUUUAGGGGGAUAUACUGGCAGACAUGGAAUAUGAUAAGUAUGUUUCCUUUAGUGUAUAAUCACCUGAAAAUAUGAAUUAACGUGCUUUUGUUACCUUAGAAUGAGCUGUUUACAUCUACAUAGGCUGUGUAGACCAUCAUCCAUCUUUUGCCAUGUUUCUACAGUAGCCUAGAAUGCACAAACCAAACACUGGCUCUAGACAGGGACAUUAGCGUUUAUUGCAUUUUCACAUUUUUUGCAUCAGCGGCUGUGGUUAGCAGCACCUCCGCAACGAGUGUUGAAAAAACACUAACUUUUUUUAAUUUUUGGUUUGUUUCUUUUUGGGACACCGUGUCAAGUUCUGCCUGUUACAUGCAUUGUCUUCCUUCGAAAUACACUUCCGUUAUCACAAAAAAUGUAACAUUUACUAGUCUCUGUCAAAAUAAAUGCACUACGUCAGUACAGCGCAAAUUAACUUUUUUUUCCUUCAACAAACACGUGGUUAGGUUUAGGCAACAAAAACACGUGGUUAGGUUUAGGCAAUGAAAACACGUGGUUGGAUUUAGGCAACAAAAACACGUGGUUAGGUUUAGGCAACGAAAACACAUGGUUGGGUUUAGGCAACAAAAACAUGUGGUUAGGUUUAGGCAACGAAAACACAUGGUUGAGUGUAGGCAACAAAAACACGUGGUUAGGUUUAGGCAACGAAAACACAUGGUUGGGUUUAGGCAACAAAAACACGUGGUUAGGUUUAGGCAACGAAAACACAUGGUUAGGUUUAGGCAACGAAAACAUGUGGUUAGGUUUAGGCAACAAAAAUAUGUGGUUGGGUGUAGGCAACAAAAACACAUUGUUAGGUGUAGGCAACAAUAACGUAGUUAGGUUUAGGCAACGAAAACACAUGGUUAGGUUUAGGCAACAAAAACAUGGUAUGGUUUAGGCAACAAAAGCAUGUGGUUGGGUUUAGGCAACAAAAACACGUGGUCAGGUUUAGGCAACAAAAACACGUGAUUUGAUUUAGGAAAAAAAAAACAGGGUUUGGCUUUAUAAUCUUACAGGACGCGAACACCGCUCUCACAGAUGAAAGUCGCCGCCUUAACUUGCAUUCUUGUCUCGCUGCGUUUCCCCAUGAUGCCACUUAGCGCUGUUAAACUAUGACAGCAACCAGCCAUGUAUAAUGCCAACAUUAAAGGACGGCUUCUUUCGUCGGUGUCCGACACCGCUAGUCACUGCCCAAGCGCCUGAUUUGACGACUGAGACGGGGUUGUUUAAGACGGGGUUGUUUACAAUGACUCAGUCCAUUUGUUUUGGAGAGGAGGAGAAAAGCCUCCUGAACAAUGAACGCUGACAGAAUUCUAACCGGGAGAGGUUUCAGCUGGUUGCAAUCUGCCAUCCUCACCACUAGAUGCCACUCAAUCCCCCUAAAUCUUACCCACUGGAGAUUUAAGCAAGGAUGAAAUUUCUUAUCCUUUUUUACCACAACAUUAUUUCUGUUAUUGAUUCUGCUGUGUUCCUCGCAUGUAAGCGAACGUGCAGUGCAUGCUACAGAGAAUGUAUAGCACACAAUGUGAAUGCAUGAGUGCUAUGUGCAGAUGUAAACAGCUGGGCUUUUAAUCUAUCAUCAUUUUAACAGAAGUAUUUUGGAAAUAGUGCUUAUUAAUGACUGUAUAACUGUUCAGUGAAGGUAUGUGAACGAUCCUCAGUGGACUCUGCUCCUGCUUCAGACAACAACACUUUUCAUGCCAUAGCUAGAUGAUGUCAUUUUCCUUUUAUAUCUAAAAAAAAAAAAGCCUUAAAAUAACUUUCACCAAGCACAUGAGAGAUGUGGCUUCUUAGCUCAGUGACUUUAAUAAAUCCUUUUAUUACCUAUCACGGGGAGGGGGGUUCAGAAUAACUUGGUGCAUUGUUCAGCACGAAUGCACUCUAAUAUAAAGAGAUAAUGAUUGUAACAGGACUGAUUUUCAUGUAAUGGAUGUAGCAGACAACAGAUAUGUAGCAGGUUACAAGUAAACUUCCCUAAAGUCCUGGAACAAUUGUCAGUUUCCAGACGGGGAGGUGUUGUUUCCAUGUAGACUUGGUUUGUAGUUGGAUUCGAUGUCUCUUACAGUAUUGUUUUAUUAAACCAA